Molecule: messenger RNA, 2882 nt
Organism: Micropterus dolomieu (smallmouth bass)
Lineage: Eukaryota; Metazoa; Chordata; Actinopteri; Centrarchiformes; Centrarchidae
Gene: scarb2a
Product: scavenger receptor class B, member 2a
Exons: 13
Coding region: 352-1944 (530 amino acids)
Biological process (GO): protein targeting to lysosome; receptor-mediated endocytosis
Cellular component (GO): cytoplasm; membrane; lysosome
Molecular function (GO): scavenger receptor activity
Source: RefSeq, a predicted model, not a curated record
GAACGGCUCUUCUUCUACGUCCCGGUGUGCUGAGAGCUGCUGUUUCAGUUCACCACCGCAUCCGAGCAGCUCAGUCCUCCUUCUCUUUAGGUUUAGGCGUGACCUCGGGUUUUGAUGUAAAGUGCCAACCUUUUUGAUACUCCUUCUUGUUUUACCCUCAGCCUCACCGGGGAGACCACGCCAGGGCGGCGGAGAGCGAAGUUUAAACCUGGAUCUGAGGUUACACGAUCCCAGACAUAGCCUUCGCUAUAAUUGUAGUUAUUUUUAUUUUUGCGAGGGAGAAGGUCAUCAUCGACUUCAGUGAAGUUUUACCGGCCCCCGAGAGAGAGGACAACACAUCCGCCCGGCAUCAUGACUAGGAGAUCCUGUGCCAUUUACGCCACCGGGAUCGUGUGCGCUCACCUCCUGAUUGUGGGGAUCGCGCUGGUUGUGGCUCAAGUAUUUCAAACAAUGAUACACAGCCGGCUAAAAAAGGAAAUUACUUUGACAGAGAAGAGCCAAGUGUUUGAGGCAUGGAAGAAUCCACCCCCACCUGUGUAUAUGGAGUAUUACUUCUUCAAUGUGACCAAUCCAAAGGUGUUCUUGGCAGGCGGGAAGGCAGCUGUGACACAGAUAGGACCCUAUACUUACAGGGAAUACAGGCCGCGGGAAAACGUCACUUUCCUGGAGAACGGCACCAAGAUUUUCGCCCUGAACCCCAAAAGUUUUGUGUUUGUGCCUGAGAAGUCAGCCGGUAACCCUGAGGUUGACAUCAUCAGGACUGUCAACAUCCCGUUUGUGGCGGUGAUGAACGAGCUAAACUCCUACUCCUUCUUCCUGCGAUCUAUUGUUUCCAUGUACAUUAAUAGCCUGGGCAUCGAGAUAUUCAUGACCCGCACCGUCCACGAGGUCCUGUGGGGCUUCAAAGACCCUCUUCUCACAAAGAUCCACUCCAUGAAGCCUGAAGUGGAUGAAUAUUUUGGGCUGAUGUGGAAGAAAAAUGGCACCCAUGAAGGAGAGUUUGUGUUUCACACGGGCGAGGAGAACUACUUGGAUUAUGGCAAGAUCGACACAUGGAACGGUCUGAGGGAGAUGUCUUGGUGGUCUUCCAAUCAGAGCAACAUGAUUAACGGUACAGACGGCGCAGUCUUCCACCCUCUGAUAAACAGGAACGAGUUGCUCUACAUCUUCGCCGCUGAUCUCUGCAGGUCUAUCCAUCUAGCUUAUGUUAAAGACGUGGAUGUGAAAGGCAUCCAGGCGUACCGCUUCGCACCCCCUAGUGACGUACUCAUGAGCCCCAAUGACAACCCCACUAACGCAGGCUUCUGCGUGCCAGCUGGAGACUGUCUCGGCACCGGGGUGCUUAAAGUCAGCGUUUGUCGAGAAGGCGCUCCCAUUGUGGUGUCUUUCCCCCACUUUUAUCAAGCGGACCCGAAGUACAUCAAUGCUGUUGACGGGCUCAGCCCCAACAAGGAGGAACACGAGACGUACCUCGACCUGCAACCGACUACAGGGGUUCCCAUUCGUGCCUGCAAGAGAGCUCAGCUCAAUAUCAUCCUGAAGAGAGUCGAAGGCUUCCCCAAAACCAAGUUCAUCAACGAGACCAUUUUCCCCAUCAUGUUCGUAAAUGAGACGGCCACUAUUGACGAUGAGUCGGCAUCCCAAAUGAGGACGCUGCUCCUAAUCGUGACUCUUGUGUCAAACUUCCCCGUGCUCAUUGUGGGCAUGGGCAUCAUCCUGCUGCUGGUGCUGGUCGUAUUGUUCUGCCGAAACCGCCAGAAGAAGAAUGAAGUAAAACGUAUUGAUUUUACUGAAGCUUUUCAUUCUUUUACUACGGUGAAGGAUGAUACUGCCUACACUCAGGUCAGCGACAAACCCGACGAGCCGUCAGAAACGCCAGCCAAUCAGCCGAUGAGAAACGGCUCCUACAUUGCCAUGUCUCCAGUGGAGGCCCAGAAGUGUUGAUCAAGGAUCCCCUCUCCAAGUGUGGAGCUCAGGAUGGGGGCUGAGGGAGCAGCACAUGGGUGUUACAUUACCACGGGUGGGGGGUUUACAUACACAGUGGGAUCAUUUUCACUUAUUUUGAGGGGCGGUGGGGAGGAUAGGGAAAGGGGUGGGACACAAGCAACAGUAAACGUUUAGUCAACAAAGACAUUGCUCCUCACUGAGCCCUCUUAUGACUGUCUGCCCUCCUCUACUCUACCUGCUGAGCAUGGCUCUCACUGCCUGCCGUACUGCAACACCAACUCCCACACGCUAUUCCUCAUUUCUGUCCUGGUUUGGUCCAAAACAUGAAGGGACUCUGGAUGGGCUCGGCCAGGACAAGCCUUUGUCCGUAAUUCUUCUGAGGGAACACGGUAGCAUAGCUAUUGCUGUUGUACACGGACGCACGAUCUUCGGAGCCGACCCUGCCGACUAAUGUGGCUCAAAGGAGGGUUUAGUAUUCACCCAAACAACAGUGGGUUUUGUUACCAUCGUAUUUCAGCUCUUGUCCUCUCCAUCAGUGGCUUUGCGUGAGGAGAGAACUUAAAGCCAACAGAUUUGAAAAGCUCCCGUAAAACGUAAUGCUUAAGACAAAACUCUCUGAGCUCCUGGGCGAAGAGGAGAAAAUGGUUUUGUUAACAAAACUGAACUCAACAUAUCCUUUUUGUUAUAAAAAGAAAAAUCUGAGCCAAAAUAUUUAUAACAUCUUAGCCUUUUUAUUUUUAUUUUUUCCUCUUAAUUAGUGCACCCACACACAUAGACGCGCCACACUUCCAGUAUCGGUUAGUGAAAGUGUGUAUACCUUUUUUGUCUUACACUUCAGUGUCCUGUUUUGAUGGACAAUGGGCAACUAUUUUCUUGAUGCAGACACAGUGUAGUGUGACACCUGGAAUGCUUCCUUGAGCCUGUCAGCAUCACCC